AUGAAGAAAAAUAUAAAGUUUUCAAAUGGUGUAGGCCAAUUACUCCCAAACCCGACUGCAUAUAGGAGACUUGUUGGAAAAUUAAUCUACCUCAACAACACAUGUCCUGAUAUAAGUUUUCCAGUUCAGCAACUAAGUCAAUAUAUGACAGCCCCUACUUCUCAGCAUCAUCAGGCUGCCAUCCAAGUUCUUCAAUACCUCAAAUUAUCUCCAGCACAAGGCAUAUUCUUUCCUUCUUCUUCUCCACUUCAACUCAAGACUUUCUGCAAUUCAGACUGGGCAAGCUGUCCGGAUACACGCAAGUCAAUUUCAGGUUUAUGCAUCUUCCUAAGCGACUCCCUCAUUUCAUGGAAAUCAAAUAAACAAGCAAUCGUCUCAAGAUCUUCGACUGAAACUAAAUAUAGGGUCAUGGCCUCCACUGUUUGUAAGAUUCAAUGGCUCAUAUAUCUUCUCAAUGACCUUCAAGUUCCGCAUAUCAAACCAACUUUGUUAUAUUGUGAUAAUUAA
Cicer arietinum (chickpea) is the source of this 507-nucleotide messenger RNA. The record is from RefSeq and is a predicted model, not a curated record. Lineage: Eukaryota; Viridiplantae; Streptophyta; Magnoliopsida; Fabales; Fabaceae.